Molecule: messenger RNA, 5244 nt
Organism: Darwinula stevensoni
Lineage: Eukaryota; Metazoa; Arthropoda; Ostracoda; Podocopida; Darwinulidae
Source: the annotation of a GenBank genome assembly
CUGUCUAGUUUAAUAUGGAAGCUGGGGUGUCAGUCAAAUCUGGCGGCAAGGCAGAGAUGGAAACUAACAGUGGGCCUGUGGAAAAGCAGGAAAGGAAGGUUGAGCUUUCAUUUGAUCAGAUCGCAGAAAAGCUACUUGAAGAGAACCUUCUCCUUACGGCUCUGGAACUCCACACGGAAGUGGUGGAAAGUGGGAGGGAGAUUGGGAGAUUGAGAGACUAUUUUUCCAAUCCUGGAAAUUUUGAGCGACCCACUGCAUCAAAGGACUCUCCAGUGGGCCUAAAAAGAAGAACCUCAAGUCAACAGACAGUGGAUUCUUUGGACUACCCACUUUCUGAAGAAGGAGAGACAAGCAAUGAUGAGCAAGUUGCGCUUUUAGAGUUUGAACUCAGGAAAGCAAGAGAAACAAUCAAAUCUCUUCAUGUCAAUUCCCAACCAGCAGAGAGAUGUGGAGAGGCAUCUCCAAUCAAGCCAUAUGAGAAACGAGCAAUCAACUUUCUGGUCAAUGAGUAUCUCCUGAGGAGUAAUUAUAAGCUCACUGCCAACACAUUUUCUGAUGAAAAUGAUGAUCAGGAUUUCGAAGAUUGGGAUGAUGUUGGACUGAAUGUACCUCAACCUCCAGAGCUGGUUGUCCUUUACCGAGACUAUCGUACAACUGCCUACAACCUAGGGCUCUCAGAGUCUUCAAGCCAGACAGAGUUUUCCCAUGUUGGGGUCCAGAAGAAGGAUUCUUCCUGCCAGGUUGCUCUGGAGGAUGAUGAGGGUGUGCAGAAAAUGGACACAAAUAUGCUACGCAUGAAGGAAAAGCUGGCUGCCCUUACUGAGGAGAGAGAUUUCCUCAAUGUACAACUCAGGAAUAUGGAAAAGGAGCUGAUCAAGAACCAGUUGACACACAAUUCUGUGCCAGCUACUUCAACUCCAAACAUUACACCCAACCUGACUCCUAGGAAGAGCAGGGAAUAUGGGCAGUCAGAACCUGCUCCCAAGUUGGUCACUGAUGAGCCCUUAAAUGUGUCAGGUGGUUUUGACAUCUCCGAACACAUGGAGGCUGCCUCCCAGGUGACAGAGCAGGGUAUAUCUACUGGCCUGUCUGUUUCCUGUCCCCAACCUGCUGAGACAGACAAUUCCCUGGCUGUGGAGGUCACAGUCACUGGGGAAGUGUCAAGACUCAGGUCUGUUGAACCUGUUGAACCUCCAACCCAUGUGGAUUUCACUCCAGCAGAGAGCACAAGAAGAAUUUGUCCUGCUUUCCAAAAGGCCUUGUGGAGUCAGUGCUGUUCCAGGCUAAGACCCUCAGGGAAUUCCUUCCAGCUGCUGGAAGAAGUGGAAAAUGUGGCUCGGUCCCCCGAACAGUUGGUGCUCUUGCUAGCACGAUGUCUUCCUAAUAUUGUUCCCAAUGUCCUCCUUGCCAAAAGAGAGGAGCUCUUGCCUUUAUUGUUGUGUGCUGUGAUACUUCAUCCACGUUCUGAUGACAGAGACAGACUCCUCAACAUCAUGUUCAACCUCAUCAAACGGCCUAGUGAAGAACAGAGACGCAUGAUUAUCAGUGGCAUGGCUGCCAUCGCGCAGUAUUCUGAUGCUAGUCGGAUCGAGGCCGAAAUCCUUCCACAGUGCUGGGAGCAGAUCAAUGACAAGUUUGUGGAACGCCGUCUCCUGGUUGCUGAAUGUUGUGGCAUUCUCUCGCCUCAUGUACCUGGUAAGAUAAGGAAUUCCCUGCUGCUGUCCAUGCUGCAGCAGAUGCUGGAUGACUCAUCUGAACAGGUGCGGGAGUCCACAGUAAAAUCUCUUGCCCUCCUUUCCACAUACCUGGAUGAUCCAGACAAGUUUAGACUGUUUUAUGAGCUGAUGCUGAAAAGUGCACAUGACCAGAACGAGAAUGUGACAGUAGCGGCUCAAAAUUGUCUCCUUCCAUCUCUUGCCAACUGGGCAUUAGAGUUAGGGAAUCUUCGGUCUCAUCUCCUGCCUUGGCUUCUAGAUUCCUUGGAUAAUCAAAUGAGAGAAAUGAACAGAAUAAAAACUGAAAAGCGGAAACAGCAAGAGAGGAUUGCUGGGACAGUGCUGGCUCUGAAAUCUUGUCUUCCAUUCAUCUUUGUGGAACUUGUUGAAUCAGGGCCUUUCGAAGAUGUGGAAGUACCUGCAGAUACUGCCAUUCCAUUGGAUCGAUUCACAAGUGGACUCAGCAGUCAGUCUCUGCAUGAUGUAUUGGUGAUAGUCCAUGAUAAGGAAGUCUUCAUGGACAAGGUGCGGAAGUAUGAGGUCUUCAUUGAGCCUGAGUGGUUCCCAACUUGGCCUGUGAUGGACUGGGUGGAAAUCAGCUUGCUAAAGAAACUUGUGAAUCUCUUGAUCUCCAUGGACCAAGUACACGAGACCAUUUUGGAGGCUUAUCUUCUCCUAUUCCGGGAGCUAGGACUGGUCUUUGGGCAUAGUUUCCUUGUGGGAAAGGUGAUACCCCUAUUAUGGGCUCUACUCAAGUUCCAAAAACAAGGAGAGGGCUCUGAGGAGAAAAAGGAGGAUGAUAUAUCAAUAAAGCCUAUCUAUGUCAAACCGAUUUUGCCUGUUUUCUGUGCUGGGGUACUCCUCACAUUCUUUGAGGACAAGGAGCAGAUGUUGUGCAAGGAAGUGCUGGAGACAGCUUUGACAGUACUGUCCCUGAGCAACUGCAGCUUGAAUUCCAUGGUGCAGACUCUGAAUUACAUGGCCAGCUGGGAUGCUUCUUCCCAUGAUCUCCUCUUGACCAUCCUUUGGAAUGGUGUCAUGCAUUCUUCGCCCAUCAUCAAGGCUGCAGCAGGCAGUCUCUUCCUUGCCAUCAUCCCACAUGUUGGAGAUGCCUUCCUGUCCUCACGUGUCUCACCUGCCCUUGUCACACUUGCCUCUGAUUCCAAUGUAUUUGUUCGAGUCACAGCUAUUGCCCCUCUGGGAUUGAUAUUGGACUACACUCUGCAACAUGAUCUCAUUGAAAAAGUGUACCUGCAGCUUCAGUCCAUUGCAAAUGAUGCUGCAAGUUUGGAUGACUACAGCAUUCAGGUUGCCUUGAUACAGACCCUUGGCCGGUGUGCCACCAAAGCUGAACCCAAAUUCAGGAAUAGUUUGAUCCUGCCACGACUCCUGGCAUUGGCUGCAAAGAAUAAUGCAUCUACAAACUUGGUGCGGAGAAGGGAGGUGGCAGAGGCUCUCCUCGAAGCAUUUUCCUCUAUCAGUGGGUCAUUUCUUGGAGAUACUUCAACACUCUCCUCUCUCAUGCCAGGACUCCGAUGCCUUCAAGCUGAUAUGCAUGCAGUCUCCCCCGAGCAGGAGGAGAGCGUCUUAGAGCUAAUCCGGGACAUUGAAUGUCGGUCUUCCAAGAAUGCCAAUUUUACAUCUUCUAGCUCCUCACCACAGCUCACUUCAGUCAUUGCCAGCUCUCCAGGAGUGAUGAGGGUGUCUCCAGCCACAUCAGGGCCUUCCUCUCAGUCCAGAAGCAAGGCAUUUGUCCCACCUUCAGUUUCCAGCCUCUUUGGGAGUGAUUCAGAUGGUUCCCCUGGGGGGAACUUGAUGAAGAUGUUGGGGAACAAGGCUGCUAUGGCCAAAGGAGCAAAUCUCUCUCAGAUAUUCAAGAAAAACAAGGGCCAGCAAUGAAGGGCAUACCUCUUCCUUUCUUUGCCUUGCCCUUUAAAAUUCAUGGCACUGGAUCAUGAUUCUGUGUGGGAUUCUCAGGUUGCCAACUCUUUCUGAAUAGUUGCAUUCAGUCAGAGGGUGAAAGAAUGAAAGAAUCAUAGUUAGUAAUUGGUGAGCAUCUUCCAAUUAAGUGACUUCCUUUUCAUGGCAAUGGAUGGAUUGAUGAUUUUUUGUGAAAUUGCAAUGAAAUGCUAUAGUCCAUGGCCUACCAGUAGCCCUAACAGGCCUUAUUAUCACUGAUAAUCAUUGUGCCUCGUUGUCUUUUCUUGACAGCUAUCCUUUCAUUAAUUAUUUUAAAGAGCUUUCAGUUGAAAUUUGGAAAUUAUAAUCAAGUUGCUUGCUGGGUCAAGGAUGCCACAUAUCAAACUUAACUCCCGAGCAUUCUCCCCAAGGCCUAUAUCUGUCUAAUUUGGCAGAUGCCUUGAACUCCACUCUGUCAUCAGCUAGAGCAGCUAUCAGCACAAAAUACCUGCAGAGUGAGAAGUCCAUUUUCCAGCAUGUUGUACAAAAUAUCAAUGCUUUAUUCAGACAGUUUGCCUCAGAAUGAGGCAAAACAAUGUUUGAAAUUUCUGUACCUGUUUCCCAGGCACACAGAACACGCUGCACUAUAGGGUCCUGUGAAUUAAACAAAGACAUUUUGCUGGGGGGGACACCUCAAGGACUUGUAAGAAGCACAAUGAUAGUCCUUUUUUUAAAUUUGGAGUCAAUUUGCUGGGCUAAUUCCCUGUUAUAUUAUGAAAUGCUCCAUGCUGUAAAUCCCAUGUGUCAGUCUGUGAAAUUAGGAAGGAUCUUGCAUGAAGGCUUAAUAAUGCUAAGUAGAGAAUUAGUCAGGAUGUAGCUUUCACCACCUAUUUGCCCAAAAUUCUUAGCAAUUUAAUUGCCAUUGUUGCUUCCCAUGAAGUUAGCAGCAAGGACCACUCAUAGAGAUGAAAGUAAUUAUGUGAAAUCUUGCUUGCCUGCACCCAAUGUCUGGCAGGAGGAAGGAAUGGAUAAUUUUACAGUUAUGUCAUGGAGAUCUUGACAGACUUACCAUGAAACUUUUGAUAUUAUUUAAUUUUUUUGUGUAUGCAAUAUAAGCUCUUCACUUUUAUAUGAUAAUAAAAUGUUGCAUGGAUGAAGUCCAAAAUAUUGCAGUCUUGUGUUUCUUUUAUAAGCUGAUAUGCAGGUACUUUGUAGCUGAAUGCUUGGGGUUUAAGUUUUAGAAGCUGUGAUAAAUAGCUAUGGUGAAGGGGAAAUCCAGUGAAAUCAUUUUAUGGGUCAACCUCAAGCAUGGAGCAGGUCUCUGAGCUGUUAUCUACCAAUUUUAGAAUUGUUAGUUCCCAAUUAUCACUUUUUAGCUGGAGUAGAACUCUUCCUUAUUUUUUACCUAUAGUGUCUUAACUUCCUCCUGUUUGCUGUGGAAUGGCAUGCUCUUUGGGUUUUCUUUUAUGCCUGUGGUUAUAUUGCUAGAAGACAAUCAUGCAGUGUGCUGUCAUAUGCAUGUGUUGAGAAGGUUGUGGAAAAUAUUGCUACUGAAUUUCUGACAGAUUUAUCUUCUGUGAUUUAUGUAAAAACAUUCCAGUCAAUAAAUAUGUUUUUAUGCCUGCUGCUA